UUGUAUACGUUUUAAAAUUGCGUACGAAAUCUGAAGAAGUCUGGAAUGGUUUGGAACACAGUUUGCGAGAUAGGGGAGCUCGAGGAAGAAAGACGCUCGAAUCCUUACGCAUCUUAUUGUUUAGUCACUUAUAGGGCCACUCCGGAGAGUUCGAGUCCCUGCGACUAAGUCCACUCCUGAGACAACAGUCGCGAGCGGCGAGAGUCGAGACUCGUGCGGUGGCCGCGGAGCGGAGAGGUGAGGAGAGGAGAGGAGACGACGGAGCGACACACGCAUUCGCGAGCGAUGGGGUUCGAUGUGAACCGCUUCCAGGGCGACGUGGACGAGGAGCUCGUGUGUCCGAUAUGCUCCGGCGUGCUCGAGGAUCCCGUCCAGGUGAGCAAUGUGUUGCAGGCGCCAGUGUGCGAGCACGCCUUUUGUCGCACCUGCAUCAACGAGUGGAUAAACCGUCAGCCUACGUGCCCCCUGGACCGUACGCCGAUCACGACGACGCAGCUUAGAGCGGUUCCCAGAAUCCUGAGAAACCUGCUGGCCCGCCUGUGCAUCAAGUGCGACAAUAUCAUGUACGGCUGCACCAUGGUUGUGAAACUGGACUGUCUGGCGAUGCAUCUCGAGCAGUGCGAGUACAAUCCGAAGAGACCGAUGAUGUGCGAGCAGGGCUGCAGUCUGAUCAUACCCAAGAACGAGCUCAAGGAUCACAACUGCGUGCGCGAGCUCCGCAAUCUGAUACAGUCGCAGCAGCAGAAGUUGACCGACAUGAAGCGCGAGCUCGACGAGCAGCAGCUGCAGAUCAACGAGCAUAAACGCGAGAUCCAUCUGCUGAAGGACUUUAUGCGCGCGCUCAGAGUGUCGAACCCGGCGAUGCGCGCGAUCGCCGAUCAGAUGGAGCGGGACGACGUCGUCAGAUGGUCCGCGUCUUUGCCGCGCGCUAGGGUCACCAGGUGGGGCGGUAUGAUCUCCACGCCCGACGACUUGCUGCAGACGAUGAUCAAGAGAACUCUGUCGGAGUACAAUUGUCCACCCCAUGUGAUUGACGAGCUGAUGGAAAACUGCCACGAGAGGAAAUGGCCGCCGGGUCUUAAUUCCCUGGAGACCAGACAGAAUUCUCGACGACAAUACGACAACUACGUGUGCAAAAGAGUGCCUGGCAAGCAAGCGGUGCUGGUCCUCCACUGUGAUAAUAUGCACAUGCCGGAGGAUAUGAUGGUCGAGCCUGGGUUAGUGAUGAUCUUUGCGCAUGGUAUCGAGUAGAAUUGUUGGAUAUCGUAUAUGAAUACGAUUGUUAAUCGAACACCACGGGCGUCCGGAAACACUGAUAUCAUGUCGCAAACGCAGAAGAAGCGUAUUUUUGCUCGGCCGUAGUUUGCGAAUUGACAUAAGUUAUUCUGGAUCUUCGUAAAAUUAAUUUGAGAACUAUCAUCCAAUCGUCGUGUCGUUUUACUCGGAAAAAUUCCUUCACCGGGGAUACUCGCGCGUUUACGGUUGAAACCCUAAGAUUGCAAGAUUGUCCUUGAUGCGAAUUCAUUCCGUAGAUAAAUCGAAGCCGUCGAGCAUACGCAAAUGAUGAUACUGUCGCCCUUUGUGAUACGCGAUUCUAGAGGCGCGAUUGUCACGUACAGGGUCGAUUGGGAUUAUAACUGUAAUCGAUAUACGGCAAACAAUACCGGUAAACAUGUUUCUCGCCGUUCGUCAAGUUUGACUCGCCGUUAUCGGUUAUCUCGAUCGAACUCCCACAGAAAAAACUCAAUCGAGUAUCUGAAUCGUUGCACUGUGAUAUUGACCACUUCGGUGAGAGACCUCCUGAAAUCGCGUGAUAAAUGACCGACCACCGCCUCUCCUUGGCCGGUCGAUUGAUCGAAUUGUACAUUUUUUUUUUUCGUCGGCGGUUCGUUUAUCGUCCAUUUCAGGAUCAUUUACGGAUACUUGGAAGUCUGUGAAUGUUUUACUAUAAUACUUUAGAGAGAAAGAGAGAGAGAGAAAGAAGCGCGUAAGCGAUGAUUGGAGAAAAUUCCUACUAGUAAUCAAGCAAGAAACGGGAAAUCUUAAAAUGGGAUUCACACAUUCGUCACACAGUGUGAUCCUUUUUUAAACAUUAGACGCGUAUUGAUUAUGUCAGAAAUCGCGUUUUUUUUCCUAAUGAUUUUUUUCCCUGCAGUUCUUUUCUUAUAUCCAUACUUCCUUUCUUCUUCUUCUCGAACUCUUCCUUUUCUUUUUGCAAAUGUACUCUAAGCUAUGCGCCGUAAACAAGCUAAUCAUUAUCAUCGUCUGCAUACGAAUUGUAAGCAUUUCAUGAAAAAAUUGUUGCUAAUUAUCCUUCGUUGAAUAUGCCACAGAUAGCUUGAUUGCUCUGAGUUAACGACACCUUUUGCUUCCUCGCGUCGUAUCACUGUUUUAUCGUUCUAUUAAAAGAAAUAUUGAAUUUAAACUUUUCAAAGGCAUGCUAUCACAAUUUUAUUCGAUAGCAAUCGUAAGCCACUACAUAAAUUAUUUUUGUAACAAUAAGUUAGCUUGUAUACUGUCGCAGUACUGAUCUAUGAUUUGCGAAUCGCAUAACGCUAAAAUGCUUUUUCGUUUAACUUCUUAGUUUGCCAUGCUAUAUUGGUUUAGGAUCGACAGAUUAUUAAAAAUUCUUUUUCAACGGUACAAUCGAUCUUGUAAUCUAUUUUUGCAACACAAGAUAAUGCCACAUAAUGAGAUAGGAUAAAGGUACUAGAAUUUUUGUUCUUUCAGAAAAACUUCUGUUAGUACGUACGUCUUACGUUACUUCUAAUUACUUCCAAUAAGUCUUCGAAAAAAAAAAAAA
Molecule: messenger RNA, 2803 nt
Organism: Wasmannia auropunctata (little fire ant)
Lineage: Eukaryota; Metazoa; Arthropoda; Insecta; Hymenoptera; Formicidae
Gene: elgi
Product: E3 ubiquitin-protein ligase NRDP1
Exons: 3
Coding region: 286-1251 (321 amino acids)
Biological process (GO): protein K63-linked ubiquitination; positive regulation of JNK cascade; regulation of canonical NF-kappaB signal transduction
Cellular component (GO): plasma membrane signaling receptor complex
Molecular function (GO): ubiquitin protein ligase activity; metal ion binding
Source: RefSeq, a predicted model, not a curated record